Messenger RNA from Mycetomoellerius zeteki, 1258 nucleotides. RefSeq lists its product as uncharacterized. Lineage: Eukaryota; Metazoa; Arthropoda; Insecta; Hymenoptera; Formicidae. The record is from RefSeq and is a predicted model, not a curated record. The transcript has 3 exons. Bases 319 to 873 code for a protein of 184 amino acids.
UAGUAUUUCUUCCUUUCUUAAGUGAAGUAAAAGAGUAAAAUAAAUGCCAUUUAAUCGUUUUAAGACGAUGUUCUCCCCUUAGCAGUUUAUAUGCAUUUCGUGUGAAAGAGUACCUUCUCGUGUGAAAGAGAGAAUACGUUCUACCUCUAUUUUCUACAAGUUUUACGGACGUUAAUCCCGUCUUUGUUACUUUUUAUUGUAUACUCCACUCGGAAAUGGAAGACGUAUGUAUUUCCGAUAAGUGAAAGAGGUUCACACAAAGCAUCGAGAAAUUUGACACUCUUUGAUAAGAAUUUUAAAAGACUCCUGGAGCACGAAAUGGAUGAGAAGCAAACAGAAAAUCCAAUCUCCAUAGAUCAUUUAGACAGUACUAAUGUACCUGUGAUAACAGCUGAUUUAGAAAUGCUUGCUAUAGACAUUAAUCCUCCACCUACAGAAACCAAAAGGAUUCUUAGGAAAAGGAUGGCUAAACCUGUUUCUGUAGAAACAGAUUCUACAGAAAUAAUUAAACGAAGGUGUAGCCUGAAACCAAAAAAAAGAAGGAUCUAUGAGGUGGAGAGACAGGAAGAAAUUGUCAAGGAAUAUUAUUUAGACAAAAAGAUAAAUAAGAAAUCAAAUAAUCUUGAAACAAUAUUUGAAGAAACCCAGAAUUCGGAUGACGAUGCAGCAAUACGUAUGAGUGUGAAGCGAUUUAAGAGAAUGUUGAUGUUUACCCCUACAGCUGCCAAGCUGAAAAAGAGACGUGCAAAAAUACAAAGAGUCUUUGGGUCUAAAAUCAGGUACAAGAGAUGUGGUUCGAUGCAGGCUCUUAUAGAUAAAUUAAAUACCAUCAGAGAAAAUUCACCAAUGAAAAUUGACAACGAACUCAAAUGAUACCAGAUUCCUCGAUGAUUUAAAUGCCAUUCUUUUUUUAAGAAGAUAUCUGAAGAUAACACGCUAUGUAUGUUUCAGGAUUUCGCGAAAAAACUGUAUCAGAAUUAUUUUAUAAUCAUAUUUAAGAGAUAAUAUUUAGAUGGAGACAUUUAUAUUUCCAUCUAUUAAGAAUGUUAUACUAUAAAUAUAAAAUUUUCUGUGCAGGCAUUUAUUCGAUUCUCGCAUUGUAGAUUUACAUGUUUCGAACUAUAAGGAUGUAAGGACCAUAAUGUGUGAUAAUUAUAUUUCUAUUUGCGUGUUUGAGAUUUAUCUCGCUUAUAUUAACAGCAAUAUAUAUCACAUAAGAAGCAAUAAUAUAUCUUUUAUUUCUUUAGGGCUGGACUUC